UAUCUAUGUAGUAAAUAUCGAUUACUUUUAGAACUGUACUUAUAUACUUUGCAAUAUAAGACACAUGUGUUAUAUAGUAAAAGGAAUAUUCUUCGUUGGCGUCUUAUCGAUUUGGGAUUGUGUAGGAGUAUUUUCAAGAUCAAUGCUGAUCAAAUCAUGGACAAGAAUUGGAUGCCUAAAGUCGAUUUGAAGAAAGAUAGUGCUAAAAUAAAAAAUCUUCAUAUUACCUUAAUGAACGAGAUAGAAAAACAGAACUCUGAAAGAGUGAAAGAUUUGAUUAAAAUACGACGAUCAAAUAGAAUACUUGGUUGUAUUUUAGGAGGUACAGUUUUUUCAAUCUAUUUUUAUACAAUAUAUUCGGUAAAGCAAGAAAAGUUCUUAGAUGAUUUGAAUGAACCUGAGAAAGUAAUCAUACCAUCUCAAACCAAUGCAUAAAUUAUUUCUAAAAUUUGUUGACUCGAUUAGU
Vespa velutina is the source of this 466-nucleotide messenger RNA. It is a transcript of the gene Ccdc56, whose product is annotated as cytochrome c oxidase assembly factor 3, mitochondrial. Gene Ontology annotation, biological process: mitochondrial respiratory chain complex IV assembly. The transcript has 2 exons. The record is from RefSeq and is a predicted model, not a curated record. Gene Ontology annotation, cellular component: mitochondrial inner membrane. Lineage: Eukaryota; Metazoa; Arthropoda; Insecta; Hymenoptera; Vespidae. The annotation marks the transcript as partial.